Molecule: messenger RNA, 729 nt
Organism: Sycon ciliatum
Lineage: Eukaryota; Metazoa; Porifera; Calcarea; Leucosolenida; Sycettidae
Product: sorting nexin-14-like
Exons: 12
Coding region: 1-729 (242 amino acids)
Biological process (GO): autophagosome maturation
Cellular component (GO): late endosome
Molecular function (GO): phosphatidylinositol binding
Source: RefSeq, a predicted model, not a curated record
AUGUUCAGGUGGGAGUGUGCUGGCUUAAACUUUGCAGUGCCGCAGUUACUGAAGCGAGGCCAGCAUCUGGAUGAUUUCCUGGGCACAUUUCUAAACUCAACAUUCUCGCCCGUUCCGGAGCACAGUCCUGAGGAGCUUCAGAAGCUUCAGAAGGAGCGUGAAGAUGUUGAGAAGAUUGCGGAGGAGUUCAAGCAGAGUGCUGAGUACGCGGUUCCUGUUGACAGGCAGUACUGGAGCAUGCCCCUGCGCGAAGCCGGUGUGAUGCCGUUUGAUGGAUUAUUUGAUGUCAUCAUUUAUAUGAUGGACAAUUUGUUCCACCCGCCGAGAUGGCUGCUUAUUGCGCUCUUCUGUGGCAAGAUAGUAGGGCACAAGACUCUCGACGCCUAUCUUGACACGUUUCUUCUCGGCAAGGUUGAGAUUCUGAAGGCAGAUGCCACAGUCAUCGACUUGAUCGACCUGUUCAUUGAAACCGUUUUUGAGGACGACAGUCCUGAAAGGAACGAUGAACAGAAGGCUGAGAGGAGAGAAAAAGCCAUUCAUGAUCUUGUUGACUUCUUUCCAGGUGUGAUCGGUGCUGUCCUGGGCAAGGAUAAGUUCCAUGACGGCUUUAAGGAGCUUAUUGACAUCCUGCAGAGCAAACGAAUGAACAAACUGCUGGUAUAUCCACUACUUGACAUUGUCGUUGAAGAGCUAUUCCCGGAAAUAGCCCUUAGUCCAACUAGCUCAUAG